UCCAUUUUUAUUAAUGAAGUGUUGUGGAAGAUAUAAAUGUGUCAAAGCAGAUCUGCAGAUAGAUGGAGACUACGAAAAGGAGGUCAUCUGUAACAAAGACAAAGCGAGUUACAGCAUGAGUUUAUAAAGGUCGACUACAAAUUGUAGAUAAAACCUGCACUGGAUUAUGAACGACUUCUGCCCCUUCCAAUAUGGCGGACGCAUUGACGUGUCGGUGUCCAUAUUAAUAUCCGGUACAAAACACGAUACUGUUUAAAAAUAUAGAAUUGACAUGUUUUUUUAAUUAAAAUUAUUUCAUUAAAAUUAUUUUAACACUCGCGCCUCGUUAUAAUUAAUAACGAAUAAUUUAAUUAUUAAUUAUUAUUUUAUUUAAUACCUAAAUAAAUACACGAAACAUACGUCACCAUGUAGUUGAUUUUUAAAAUGCGUGACGUAACCAGGAGGCGUUCUAGAGGUAUUUAAAAUUAAACACGGCAACAAACAACAACAAUUUGGACUGCUAGUGGACUCUCGCUGCUUCAAAUCCACGAUUACUCUACCAAGAAGAUGAACUUCAGUAAGUUUCUUCCCAGCGCGAGCACUUUCCGGGGUGUGGCCUGCGCCGGCGGUCUGCUCGCGCUCGCCUCUGCGGGAUACUGGGCUUAUCACAGGCUGAAGAGGAGAAGCGGUCUGCCCGCUGCCGAUCCUCAACCUGCUCCAGGAGCUGUUGCUGAUGUGGAGGAAGUGGAGGAUGUCCAGGUCACUGAGCCGAUCCAGCAGCUCCCUCCCACUGAACUCCUCCCUCAGACGUCAGCUGUCGUCCUGUUUUCACGCCACAGUGGUGCCGGUGAUCUGCACAGCGCUCGGAGUAACGUCCGGUUUCUCACCUCCCACAUCUACGGCUCCCAGUUUCAGUCGGUGGAAGUGCGGAGGUAUUUCAUCCAGCCGUGGAGGUUUACCGUCACCGAGACCUCCUGCGUUCCUUUGGGAUCCUCGAACUCCACCGCAUGUGAGGAGUCUUUCACCAGCGUACAGCGAGUCUCUGGGAGCGUGAAAGAGCCGGAGUCCUGCCUUGGCGUGGAGACCGUCACCUCUGUGCCUCACGAGGACGGCGAGCAAACCUUUAAUCAGGGGAGAUGCUCUCACCUACCUGUGAGUGUGGAGGAUCAGGUGGACACGUCCCAUCUGGAGGAAGAGGAAAGAUCCCUCACUCCUCAUGCUGACUUGGAUAUUGAGUCAGAUUUUGAGGAAAGUGUGGAUGAUCUUUCUCCUGAGGAGAGCGAGGUACCCUUCAUCAGCGCACACCUCUGGCUCGAUGGAGUUACAGACGUUGCUCUGAAGCUGCCUGCCAUUCGCGAGGCGUUCUCUGGAAUGUUGGACUGCAUGCUCGUGCAGAACCUCCUGUACUUGUCAGGGAAGAAGAUUCUCAUGCGUCUGGCAGCAGCCAACAAAAAGGACGUGGACGGUGUUAAGCGGGCCUACGACUCCGUGAUCCGUUUCGUGAGAAAGCCGUCCAACUGGGAGUGGAUCGAGGCGGAGUUGCUCCAGGCUCAGCUGCACCAUUUCAGCUUCCUCGAUGUGUUCUUCGAGCUCGUCUUGUUCAGGUGCUUUAUACACAGCUCGCCGCCUCCAGCUUCGGAUGGAGGAUUAUUGCAGCCUCUGUUUUUAGCCAUCAGCCAGUGGGACGUGGAGGUCAGGGAGCCUGAGGCAGAGCGACUCUUUUUAAGGCUUUCUAAUAUACUGACAGUUCUGCUUGAGGACCUUUUCGAUCAGCCUCUGGAGCUUUACGGAGAUCCAGCAGCUUUAGCCUCCGCAGUGUUGAAGAUCGUGAAGCAGCGUGUCCAGGAAAUGAUGAAGACCAUAGAGAGAGUCUGAGCAACAUUCACACCCCUCUAACACACACACACACACACACACACACCUCUAUCCCUUUUGUCUUAAAGAGUGAUCAGGACACAAAUCUAUUAUUUGCUAUUGGAUCCUCAUCAGUAGAUUAAACUCUGUAUGUUUUGCUCAUUGGUAACAUAGAACUGUUUUUAUUCUCCAUUUAGUUUAAUCCUAGAUGAUUAUUAACUUAUUCAUAACUAACCAAAGUUUAAUAAACUAAUCCAUGUCCUGGUCACACUUUAAACACUCUUCUUUCUCUUGACAUGUUGCUUGAGCUCUCUGUAGGUAAGUAAAUAGUUAUUUCAGUGUUUGUUGUUAUUGUACAUUGACCUUUUAUUAUAUAUUUAAGAUUUAUUCUACAUUUUAUUAGAUAUUUAAGCU
This is a messenger RNA of Hemibagrus wyckioides, 2247 nucleotides long. RefSeq lists its product as uncharacterized. Bases 547 to 1854 code for a protein of 435 amino acids. The record is from RefSeq and is a predicted model, not a curated record. The transcript has 15 exons. Gene Ontology annotation, biological process: mitochondrial fusion. NCBI's taxonomy places the organism in Eukaryota, Metazoa, Chordata, Actinopteri, Siluriformes, Bagridae.